Exophiala mesophila is the source of this 3079-nucleotide messenger RNA. RefSeq lists its product as uncharacterized. NCBI's taxonomy places the organism in Eukaryota, Fungi, Ascomycota, Eurotiomycetes, Chaetothyriales, Herpotrichiellaceae. The transcript has 2 exons. The record is from RefSeq and is a predicted model, not a curated record. Gene Ontology annotation, cellular component: glucosidase II complex. Bases 87 to 3038 code for a protein of 983 amino acids. Gene Ontology annotation, biological process: N-glycan processing; carbohydrate metabolic process. Gene Ontology annotation, molecular function: alpha-glucosidase activity; carbohydrate binding.
GGACAGAUCAGUGCUCAACAACCACAACCACAACCACCUCCUCUGACUUGUUGAUCUCACACAUGUCGCCAUUUCAAACGCCGUAAAUGACCAUGGCGAGAUCUUCCCGGAGAAGCUCUCAUUGGGCUAUCCCAUACCUCUCUCUCGUCCUGCUGUUGUUCCUUGUUUCUCCUGCAUUCUCUGUUAAGCAUCAUGAUUUCAAACGUUGUGACCAGUCUGGUUUCUGCAAACGAAACAGAGCGCUUGCGGACUCUUUCAUCGAAAAAGGAACCUCCGACGGCUCUCCGUAUCAACUAGACGCCGCCUCCAUCAAAUUCAAGAAUGGCCUCCUCCAUGGUUCUGUUGUCAAGACACUGAGAACGGGCGACACAAUUAAGCUACCUUUGACCAUCGCAUUCCUCGAGACCGGAAACGCCAGAGUUACAAUCGACGAGGAAAGACGUCAAAAAGGCGACAUUGAGCUACGACAUGGCAGUGUCGCUCGGAAGGAACGAUAUAAUGAAGCUGGCGCAUGGGCAUUAACUGGAGCUGGACUUCAGAGUCAAAAAACUGCGCAAUUGAAAAAAGGUUCGGACGGAACAAGUGAGGUUUCUUGGGGCCAUAACAGUCGUUUUGAGGCAAUCAUCAGACACGCUCCAUUUGGGAUCGACUUCUACACAGAUGGCGAGCGGCAGGUGGUUUUGAAUGGCCGCGGCUUCCUCAACAUUGAGCACUGGCGCCCCAAGGUGGACAAACCUAAAGAAGAAGAGAACGCUACAGAGCAACAAACACCUACCGAGCCCAUCGAAGACGAAAGCACAUGGUGGGAGGAAUCUUUUGGCGGCAACACCGAUACCAAACCCAAAGGACCUGAGAGUGUAGCCCUGGACAUCACGUUUCCAGGAUACAGCCACGUGUACGGUCUCGCCGAGCAUGCUGGCCCACUGUCUCUUAGGGAGACCCGUGGCGGAGAAGGAAACUACGAUCAACCAUAUCGCAUGUACAACAGUGAUAUCUUCGAAUAUGAGCUGGACAGUCCAAUGACACUGUACGGAUCUAUACCGUUUAUGCAGGCACACAAGAAAGGCUCCUCUGUCGGAGUGUUCUGGCUGAACGCCGCCGAGACGUGGGUGGACAUUACAAAAGCACGACAUGGCACCAAUCCCCUAUCACUCGGGCUCGGGGGCGGCGUGGUCGAUACUAGUACUCACUGGAUGUCAGAAAGUGGUCUGUUGGACGUCUUUGUCAUCCUUGGCAACAGUCCGAAAGAUUUAUCGAAGUCGUACGGGGAAUUGACUGGGUAUACCCAACUGCCUCCGACGUUUGGAAUUGCAUAUCACCAAUGUCGAUGGAACUAUGUCAGCGAUCAAGACGUCAAGGACGUUGAUCGUAAAUUCGACAAGUACAACAUCCCCUAUGAUGUGAUCUGGCUGGACAUUGAGUACACGGACGACAAGCAAUAUUUUACCUGGGACCCUUUGAAUUUUCCAGACCCUAUCAGCAUGGAGCAACAGCUUGAUGAGAGCGAACGCAAGCUUGUUGUCAUCAUUGAUCCCCAUAUCAAAAACAAGGCAGGAUAUACUGUCGGGGAAGAGCUCCAGAACAAGGGCUUUGCAGUGAAAAAUAAGGAGAACAAUAUCUUUGAAGGCUGGUGCUGGCCUGGUAGCUCGCAUUGGAUCGACGCGUUCAAUCCUGCAGCCAGGGCAUGGUGGAAGUCCCUAUUCAGCUUCGACCGGUUCAAAGGUACUCUGCAGAACGUAUGGCUGUGGAAUGACAUGAAUGAGCCAUCCGUGUUCAAUGGACCUGAGAUCACCAUGCCGCGGGACAACAUCCAUCAUGGAAACUGGGAACAUCGCGACGUCCACAACAUCAACGGCAUGACUUUCCACAAUGCCACAUACCACGCUCUGAUUGAGCGCAAGAAGGGCGAUCCUCGUCGUCCCUUUGUGCUCACUCGGUCUUUUUACGCGGGAUCUCAACGGUCUGCCGCCAUGUGGACUGGGGACAACCAAGCUAGCUGGGACCACUUGGCAGCGUCAAUCCCCAUGAUCCUCAACCAAGGUGUGAGUGGCUUCCCUUUUGGAGGAGCCGAUGUUGGUGGAUUUUUUGGAAAUCCCAGCAAGGAACUCCAGGCGCGUUGGUACCAAGCAGGUGCAUUCUAUCCCUUCUUCCGGGGACAUGCGCAUAUUGAUACGCGGAGACGAGAGCCGUAUCUGCUCGGGGAGCCAUAUACUAGCAUCGUGACGCAGGCUUUGCGUUUGCGAUAUGCCCUGCUCCCCGCCUGGUAUACCGCAUUCCACGAAGCGUCAACAGAUGGGUAUCCUAUCCUUCAGUCACAAUACUACGUGCACCCAGAUGAUGAGAAGGGAUAUGCCAUCGACGAUCAAUUUUACCUGGGUUCAACGGGCUUACUGAUCAAGCCCGUGGUGACAGAGGGGGCCGAAAGUGUGGACAUUUAUCUCUCGGACGACGAGGACUAUUUCGACUAUUUCGACUACACUAUCUACCCUGGGGGCUCUCGGACACACACAGUGCAAGCCCCUCUGGAGAAAGUUCCUAUCUUGAUGCAGGGUGGUCACAUCAUCCCACGAAAGGACCGACCACGGAAGAGCUCCGGGUUGAUGAAGUGGGAUCCUUACACUCUGGUGAUUGUUCUCGAUAAAAAAGGUGAAGCCACCGGUACGCUGUACGCAGAUGAUGGAGAAACAUUCGACUACCAGCACGGAGCGUAUGUGCAUCGUCAGUUCACAUUUUCGAACAAUAAGUUGACUAGCUCCAACAUUGGUGCAAAAGGGCCCAAGACAUCUGCGUAUCUCAAGACCAUCAAGGACGUACAAGUUGAAAAGAUCAUUAUUGUCAACGCACCAAGUGAAUGGGCGAAUGAUAAGUUGGUAUCGGUGUCGGCGGUUGGUUCCAGUUCAGCAGACACUGAAUUGAUUUACCAUGGUCCUGCUGGAGGCAAGGCUGGUUGGGCGUUGGUUCGAAGACCUGGCGUAGGCAUUGGGGUCGAUUGGAGCCUCAGCUUCUUGCAGACGUCGUCGAAGAAAAGCGAUCUGUAGCCCUAGAUGAUAGCUGUACCAAUAGUAACAUGAUAUCUCGG